AUGUCAAAGAAAUUCAUGCUCAUUCAAAUAUUUUAUGUACCUAGGUCUCGAUCUUUUCGUUCUACAUUUUCUAAUGAAUGGACUGAGAAAGAAAGUGAAAAGACUAAUUUACAAAGUCAUGAUGUACUAUUAAAAUUAUUGAUAGCAGUUGAUGAGAUUAAAGAGUUUUUGAUCAAGCAUCAAACUGAAUUUUUGCGUCAAGAUCCAACUGCAAUUCUUGAGACUAUUUAUCAAUAUGAAACAUUUGAAAAUUUUAUCAAUAUAAAAGCCCCUUUAAUAGAAUAA
Messenger RNA from Rhizophagus irregularis DAOM 181602=DAOM 197198, 285 nucleotides. Lineage: Eukaryota; Fungi; Glomeromycota; Glomeromycetes; Glomerales; Glomeraceae. The record is from RefSeq and is a predicted model, not a curated record.